ACUGCGCAUGCCUUAUCUAAGUCUAUGGUUGCACCGAAAGUAGGUUCGAAAACUGGCAAUUUAGUGUGUGUAUGUAUUUCAGAAAGAUAAUUUUAAAACCAUUGACAUUAUCCUGCUAGUUAUCUGAAGUAUUCCGCAAAAUGGAUAUAGAGGGUGGCACGUAUGAGCCGGGAUUUGUUGGUAUUCGAUUCUGCCAAGAAUGCAAUAACAUGUUGUACCCAAAAGAGGACAAGGAUAAUCGUGUCCUGUUAUAUGCAUGCAGGAAUUGUGAUUACCAGCAGGAGGCAGACAACAGCUGCAUUUAUGUCAACAAGAUCACCCACGAGGUUGAUGAGUUGACACAGAUCAUUGCAGAUAUAUCCCAGGAUCCAACCCUGCCCCGGACAGAGGACCACCCGUGUCCUAAGUGUGGCCACAAGGAAGCAGUGUUUUUCCAGUCGCACAGCAUGAAAGCCGAGGAUGCCAUGCGUCUGUACUACGUCUGUACCGCCCCUCACUGUGGACACCGCUGGACAGAAUGAAGAAGUGAAGAGGAAGUUCCACUGCCACACUGGGUAUCCCAAACUAUACCCUGCUGGCAUCAUUGACAGAAAAUAACUUUUGUCAUACUGCCCGAAAGGCUUAUUGUAAAAACUGUUGCAUCUGAAUCAGAUGCUCUUGCAGACCUGUUAAUUCCAGCUUUGAUGCAGGGUGGAUUUUUGUUUUGUGUUUGCAUUGGAUUUUUUUCUAAUGUUAUGGUAUUUUUAUAGACCUCUGUAUUUUUCUCAUUUUUUUUUUAGAAAUGUGAGCAAGUAUUAAAUCCACUUGGAAAAA
This is a messenger RNA of Clupea harengus (Atlantic herring), 813 nucleotides long. RefSeq names its product RNA polymerase II subunit I (gene polr2i). The record is from RefSeq and is a predicted model, not a curated record. Gene Ontology annotation, molecular function: nucleic acid binding; zinc ion binding; DNA-directed RNA polymerase activity. NCBI's taxonomy places the organism in Eukaryota, Metazoa, Chordata, Actinopteri, Clupeiformes, Clupeidae. Gene Ontology annotation, biological process: DNA-templated transcription; transcription initiation at RNA polymerase II promoter; transcription-coupled nucleotide-excision repair. Gene Ontology annotation, cellular component: RNA polymerase II, core complex.